CAAUGGACACCUGAAUGCACCGUGAAGUCCAGUCCAAGCCCGCACGCUUUAGCUACCUAGUUGUUUGUUUGCAUAACUCACGGGGAAUGCAAAAUGUUGUCUUAUUGACUUCAGGGAAGCAGGAGGAUUUUCACGUUCUGCGGUUUCUCCUGUUAACUCCGACUCGGCAGUGGCCAUGGUGUCUGGACAAGUGCAGCUGAAGGCUACCGGAAACACGUUGUGUAAGUCAGGAAGCAUUGCUGUCUUCGGGAACGUGGUAUACAGCGGACUGCUGAACGAUCACCUCUGGCAUUUGGGAGUGCCCCUCUUUACAAGACUGGGUAACCAAGAGGCCACCAACCCCCCAGAAGCGAUGGCCCAGCCGUACACCCCAGCCCAGUACCCACCUCCCCCACAGAAUGGCAUCCCCGCAGAGUUUGCGGCACCGCACCCUCUUCCAACCCAGGACUACAGCGGGCAGAGCCGGGUUCCCGAGCACGCCAUGACCCUCUACACGCCCACACAGACGCACAGCGAGCCGGCCGGCACUGACAACAGCACACCCGCCAUCACCGCCACCACGACCGCACCGGUCAGUGUCCUUCAUCAUCUGCAAACACUGUUCUCAACACGCUGUCAGCAAACAGAUGAUGUGACGCAAACAGAGGGCUCUCAGCAGCUCCAGCUCCAGCACUCAGACUCUUCAGAGAAGCAGCAGCCGAAAAGGUUACAUGUCUCCAACAUUCCCUUCCGCUUCCGGGACCCUGACCUAAGGCAAAUGUUUGGGCAAUUUGGAAAGAUUUUAGAUGUGGAGAUUAUCUUUAAUGAGCGAGGAUCCAAGGGCUUUGGGUUUGUAACUUUUGAAACAAGCACAGAUGCUGAUCGUGCACGGGAGAAACUAAACGGUACAAUCGUAGAGGGACGCAAAAUAGAGGUGAACAAUGCAACAGCACGAGUGAUGACAAACAAAAAAGUGGCCAACCCUUACACGAAUGGCUGGAAGCUGAAUCCAGUGGUGGGAGCUGUCUAUGGUCCUGAACUGUAUGCCGUAACAGGGUUUCCCUACCCUGCCACAGGCGCUACAGUGGCCUAUAGGGGUGCCCACUUGCGAGGUCGGGGACGGGCUGUGUACAACACAUUCCGCACAGCUCCACCGCCACCACCAAUCCCAGCUUACGGAGCGGUGGUGUACCAAGAUGGCUUCUAUGGUGCAGAGAUCUAUGGUGGCUAUGCAGCAUACAGAUUUGCCCAGCCCACCACCACCGCUGCUUACAGUGACAGCUAUGGCAGAGUCUAUGCAACGGCAGACCCCUACCACCACACGAUUGGCCCUGCUGCCACAUACAGUGUGGGGACUAUGUAAAUACAAAAGGAAGAGCUGUACUCAGUAUUGAUGGACAUCACAGAUGAAAACAACGAAGAGAGGAGAACUAGCUUUAAGAAAAUAACACAAGAAGAAGAAGACGAGAAGGAGUCCCUCUACUGAGGCUGGCGGGGGAAGACGGGAGGCGUACAAAGUGGCGCCGCAGCAGCGGUGUCAAACCAGCCACAAACUUGACAGACGGAGUGAGCCAGUUUCCACCAGGGACCACCUUUUUGCCGGAUAGAAAAGACAGAGAGAAUGAAAAGUGUCCCGUUAUUAUAAAACAUUUUAUUUUUCUAUACUUUUGUGAUUUACAAUAGUAAAAAAAAAGUGUGUAUAAAGCAGUAUAUAUGUACAAAUCUGUUUUUAUGUUUUUUGGUAAGGGAGAUGAACAGUUGGCCCUUGAUGCUGAUUCUGUGGUAUGCAGGAAGGAGGAGGGAGGAGCCCCCCCCUCCUCUCUCUAUGGCAAACUGCUCUGUCGCCGAGGUCGUGUAAAACAAAAACAUAAACAGAAAGGUGGCAGGGAGAGCUCGGCGUCCAGGCAGAAGCACUUUCUACGCUGUACUUCCUGUGGGUGGAGUCAAAGGUCAGCCUCCUGGUCUCACUGCUCCACCUUCUUCCUUUCAGUCUCCCUGACCUCCUUCCUUACUAACUUCCUUUUUCGGGCUGGUGAUGUCGCUCCUUCCUCUGCGGUGUCACUGGCCGGCAGCGCCUACUGUUAGCAGCGUCCCCCGUGGAUACUGUCGUGAUGUCACUUUCUCCUGGCAGCACCAUUGGGCAUCCCCGCCCUCCCCAAUGGGCAGCGUCACUGGUUUACAGCGUUGGGGAGUGGGGGGGUGAGCCACGGUGAGAGGGUAUAACGCCGAGCCUCCCCGGUCUGCCCCUCUCCACGCCCCAGCAGAGGUCAAUGACUGAGGACUAGUUAAGAGAAAAUGGCGCUGAAGUCGCCGACUUUACUCACCUGCCAGACUCCGAGCCCAAGCCUUUGUGUCACUCUGCACCGACGGACAAACUAUCCGACCAACAAUGAUAAGGUGCGUACAACUACCAAGGAUGCACGUUUCCACCUGACGAGAAUAACUCAUCAACGUCCAUGUAACAAAUUGAAUUAUAAUCGAAUAAUCCCAUUGUACUACAUCAGCAGGUGCAUAACCAAAACACAAGCCUGAGGCAUAUAGACUAUGUCGCUAGAUAAAAACAUUAUAGAAAUACAGUAGUGCCCAUCCAACGGUAACAAGGAACGAGGGCUGAAAUGUCAAAUUUUUUUUGUCAAUGUAUUCUGAGAAUAUUUAUUUGUGUGUUUUUGUUUUGUUUUUUGCAGCACUGAAAACUUUUAAAGUGGAAAAAAAAAAAAAGUUUAAAUUUGGUGAAAGCGAUACCUUAAUUCUUUAUAUCAGAAGAGUCACUGUAAACGUGUUUAAACAAGAAUGUUGGUUCAGUUCUUUGAAUGUACAUUAAUGUCUAGGGUGUCCAAUAAGUAUGUAUUCUUUUUCUGUAUAUAAAUAUAUAUACAUAUCUAUUAUAUGGGCUGUGGUGAUGUCAGGGAGUAGAGGGGGUGGGCAGGAAAGCCUCGGGCCCCCGAACAUAGAUAUCAGACCCCCUCCAACUAAAUAUGUCCCUGAUAUUUACUGUAACAUGUGAUCAUGUGUUAUAUGAUUGAAAGUGUGAUGGUGAUAGUGUGAAAUGAUCUCCCCUGAACCCCUCCCCCCUUCCCCCCACCACACAAACACACACCCUGUGCUGAUGCUCAUAGAUUGGCAACACAUGCAGAUUUACAAACAAUACUACAUUUUUGCCCCAUUGAAUGCAAAACAUCCCAUCCUACUUUUACCCGACAGACACUUCAGGAAAACAACCUCAUCUGCAGUAAUUUCAGCCCUUUAUUGGAGCUGGGAAGACUUGCUAAUUAGCGCAAGGUGUUGUUGGUGUCAGAUAAAAAAAAAAAAAAAAAAAUAGUUU
This is a messenger RNA of Perca fluviatilis (European perch), 3301 nucleotides long. Its product is annotated as RNA binding protein fox-1 homolog 3-like. Gene Ontology annotation, cellular component: nucleus; cytoplasm. NCBI's taxonomy places the organism in Eukaryota, Metazoa, Chordata, Actinopteri, Perciformes, Percidae. Bases 176 to 1342 code for a protein of 388 amino acids. The record is from RefSeq and is a predicted model, not a curated record. The transcript has 13 exons. Gene Ontology annotation, biological process: nervous system development; regulation of alternative mRNA splicing, via spliceosome. Gene Ontology annotation, molecular function: mRNA binding.